Mesocricetus auratus (golden hamster) is the source of this 1006-nucleotide messenger RNA. Its product is annotated as mas-related G-protein coupled receptor member B1-like. Gene Ontology annotation, cellular component: membrane. The record is from RefSeq and is a predicted model, not a curated record. The transcript has a single exon. Gene Ontology annotation, biological process: G protein-coupled receptor signaling pathway. Lineage: Eukaryota; Metazoa; Chordata; Mammalia; Rodentia; Cricetidae. Gene Ontology annotation, molecular function: G protein-coupled receptor activity. The annotation marks the transcript as partial.
GAACACUAGUGAAGAAUUGCAAAUCGUACAACUAAGCAUCCCAGCCUCGAGACCUAAGGACACACCAAUGAAUACAAGUGAUUACAAUCAGCCUUUAUACUGUGCCACAAUUUCCUAUACACUGAAUCUUCUUAUAGUCAUCAUUGCCCUGGUUGGUGUUGCAGGAAAUGCCAUAGUUCUGUGGCUCCUGGGCUUCCACAUGCGCAGGAAUGCCUUCUCUGUCUACAUCCUCAACCUGGCUGGGGCCGACUUCCUCUUCCUCUUCUUUCAGACUCUGUAUUCCCUGGACAAAAUACUUCAUCAUUUUCAUAUAAGUAUUACUGGUGUGACCAUGUAUUUGAUUAUGGUGUUAAAUUGUGCUUAUUUGGCAAGUCUAAGCAUGCUCAGUGCCAUUAGCACUGAGCGCUGCUUGUCUGCCCUAUGGCCCAUAUGGUACCGCUGUCAAAGGCCAAGACACACAUCAGCUGUCAUGUGUGCCCUGCUCUGGGCCUUGUCCCUGACAUUGGGCCUCCUGGAAGGGAAAUCAUGUAGUGCCUUCUUUAAUGACUUAGUUUUGGCUUGGUGUAGGAAAUUAGAUUUCAUCACUUUUGCUUGGUUAAUUGUUUUAUUUGUGGUCCUCUCAGGGUCCAGCCUGGCCCUGAUAAUCAGGGUUUUCUGUGGCUCACACAGGAUUCCUGUGACCAGGCUCUAUGUGACCAUUGCCCUCACAGUGCUGGCCUUCCUGCUCUUUGGUUUGUCCUAUGGGAUCUACUGGUUCCACUUAGGUUGGAUUGAUGAGAUUCAUAGUGGUUUCCCUUGUAGUGCUUUUGAAAUCUCAGCAUUAUUAUCCUGUGUUAACAGCUGUGCCAACCCCAUCAUUUACUUCCUUGUUGGCUCCAUUAGGCAUCAUCGAUUCCAGAGACAGACUCUGAAGGUGCUACUGCAGAGAGCCAUGCAAGACACUCCUGAGAAAGAAGGUGGAGAGAGGAGUUCUUCCGGACAGGAAACAGUCUUGUGCAGCAGCUGA